Tripterygium wilfordii is the source of this 696-nucleotide messenger RNA. RefSeq names its product DNA-directed RNA polymerases I and III subunit RPAC2-like. The coding region runs from base 174 to 494 and encodes 106 amino acids. The transcript is spliced from 4 exons. NCBI's taxonomy places the organism in Eukaryota, Viridiplantae, Streptophyta, Magnoliopsida, Celastrales, Celastraceae. The record is from RefSeq and is a predicted model, not a curated record. Gene Ontology annotation, cellular component: RNA polymerase I complex; RNA polymerase III complex. Gene Ontology annotation, molecular function: DNA binding; DNA-directed RNA polymerase activity; protein dimerization activity. Gene Ontology annotation, biological process: DNA-templated transcription.
UUUUCCUCCCUCGGCCUCCGAUAGACGUCUCUUCCUCUUCAAGCGCCGCUCCUUUCUCGUGCUCCCGUUUCCUCCUUCUCUUCCUCUCUUUUAUAUCAUCCUCUUACUAAGUUACUAGUUCUCUUGGGAGUUCCGGUGACGAUUUUGUUCUUGUUUGUGUGUAAGGAUCAUCAAUGGCAGCAGAACACGGCACUUUGACAGAUCCUACUAGCUCAACAUUUUCAUUUAUUGAUGAGGAUCAUACACUUGCAAAUUCUGUCAGAUUCACCCUGAAUCAAGAUCCUAGAGUAUCCUUCUGUGGUUACAGCAUUCCUCAUCCUGCAGAUGCUAAAGUCAAUAUCAGAGUACAGACAACAGGUGAUCCUGCGAGAGAAGUAAUGCAAGAUGCAUGUCAAGAUUUGAUGCUUAUAUGCCAACAUGUAAGAAGCACUUUCGACAAGGCUGUUGCUGAUUUUAAAAUGAGCCAGCCCAUGGAGACAAUGAAGAUUGAAUGAAAUAAUGAUUGUAGUUAGAUGAAUUCCCCUUCCCUAAUGUUGAAUUUAGUUGAAGACAAUUUUGGUGAAAUUCGCCUCUUUUUUUCCAGAAGAUAUGGGAAACAUCCUCAUUGCCACUUGAUCUAGUUGUAUAGAGAAACCCUGGACUUAAAUUGGUAUUUUUCAGGGAAAGCAAAUAUCAUAUAACAUAUCCCAUCUUUCA